UAAUUAAUUUAUGAUUUUAUUGGGACCAUUUAUUUACCUAAGAAUUUUAAAAUAUUAUUAUCUUAUUUAAUUAUGUCAUAUUUUACUCCGGCUUAACUUGUGACUAGAGAAAUUUAUUGAUUUAUCUUGUUUAUUAAUUUAUCAAAUAUUAAUUUAUAAAGUUUCCACUGUAAAUAGUUUCAUAAACUUAUUAAGUAAUACUCCCUCCAUUUUUUAAUAUAAGUCGUUUUAGAACUGUGCACAUAGAUUAAAAAAAAUCAUUAAUUUUUUUUAUUUUAUAAACAAAAACAUCAUUAACUAUUUACCUAACCACAAAUCAACCAAUAAUAAAAUAGAAGGUAUAUUAUCAUUGGUCAUAUAACAUUAAGUGUUAAUAAAUUUUACAUAAAAAGCCGAAAACGUUAUAUAAUUUGGAACAUAAAAAUUUCUCUAAAACAAUUUAUAUUAAAAAAACGGAGGGAGUAUAUAUUUAGAUAACUUUUAAAUACUGUAUCAAUCAUAAUCUCCAUAAUUAGGUGAGAUUAGAGUUAACUUGUAACUGAUCAAUCUUAAGUCAACAACUUUCACAUCUACCAAUAUCCUUUUUUUUGGUAUCUUAUCUAGCAAUAUCUAGAGUUGACACCAAUAUCUCGAACUCAGCAAGGAUGGAUGUAAAUAUCUAAAUACCUUGACUUUGCAGAUCUGAUGACAAACGUCCUAAUUUGGACACUAAGAUAAUGGAAUCAAUCCCAAGGCUAAUAAGGCAUUAUAUCGCGCGCGGAUUCUCAUAGUUCCCUUAAAUUUUCGAGACCAACGUUUCAUAUUCGUUUAUAAAUACUCAUCCUUCUUUUUCAGUAGAUUGUAAAUUAAGUCUGAGAAAACAAACAAACAAACAAACAAAAACAUGAAUCUAGCAUUGGCCUUUGCGGUGUUACUCGCAAUUCUUGUGUCGGUGGCUGACGCUGAGUGGGACGACGCUCACGCUACGUUUUACGGCGACAUUAACGGCGGGGAAACCAUGCAAGGAGCAUGUGGUUACGGAAAUCUAUUCCAAGAAGGUUAUGGGUUAGAAACGGCCGCGCUAAGCACGGCGCUCUUCAACAACGGCAAGACAUGCGGCGCUUGUUUCGAGCUCGUAUGUGCAAACUCACGAUGGUGCAAACCAAACGCCGGCUCCAUCACAGUCACAGCAACUAAUUUCUGCCCACCCAAUUACUCCCCACCGCUUAAUACACGUUGGUGCAACCCUCCAAACAAGCACUUCGAUCUAUCGAUGAAAAUGUUCAUUUCCAUCGCCGAGUACAGCGGAGGGAUAGUUCCUGUGAAGUUCCGGCGAGUGAAGUGUCAGACGAGAGGCGGUGUGAGGUUUGAGAUCAAGGGGAAUCCUUAUUUCAUCAUGGUUUUGGUGUAUAACGUUGGAGGUGCAGGAGAUGUAACUAGUGUGGCCAUUAGAGGGAAUAAUAGUCCAUGGAUCCCUAUGCAGAGGAACUGGGGACAAAACUGGAAUACUGGUGUGCGUUUGGUGGGACAAAGACUCUCGUUUUUGGUCCAAACCAGUGAUGGUAUGAGCAUGACGUUCGUUGAUGUGGCGUCAGAGAAUUGGGGGUUCGGUCAAACUUUUGAAGCAAGUCGAGCAACAUUAAACUUUCAUUAGACUUCAGAUGAUUUUAGUUUCUAGAGCUUUUAGUUGGAAGCUACUAUUUCAUCAUUGAAUAAAAACUGUAACAUUCGGUGUUGUGGUAUAUAUAUUCAAAACUGGGAUUUUUGAAACCAU
This is a messenger RNA of Brassica napus (rape), 1753 nucleotides long. Its product is annotated as expansin-A23-like. The record is from RefSeq and is a predicted model, not a curated record. The coding region runs from base 884 to 1633 and encodes 249 amino acids. Gene Ontology annotation, biological process: plant-type cell wall organization. Gene Ontology annotation, cellular component: extracellular region. The transcript has 2 exons. Lineage: Eukaryota; Viridiplantae; Streptophyta; Magnoliopsida; Brassicales; Brassicaceae.